AGAAUCAGAGAGAGAAGGAAGGCAGAAACACUGGAGAGAGAUAAAGUUGCCUGCAGCUGGAGUUUGAGUCUGUAAGAGCGACCGUGCUGCUUUACUUCUGCUCACAGGCUGUUUGCAGGACACACGGGGACUGGCUGGGGAAAAAAGAGGAUUUAAUCAGCUGAAGUGUGUGCUUGAGAAGGAAAAGAGAGGAGAAGGGAGGAGAAGAAGGGAAUAGCUGCUCAGAUCAUGAGAGUGGAUGCCGUCUUUCCUGGGGUCAGAUUUCACAAAAUGAGAGACCACUGCACUACUGCAGGGCGCAAGCAACAGAGCAAGGAUGCCGUCUGCUAGCACCAUGACUGGCGGGAGAGCACUGCUGCUCUGUACAAACACGGAGGACUGCAUCUACCAAUCAGCAAACGGGCUCCACUGCUGCGGAUUGAAGCUUGACCAGGCCCGAUCUGUGGUGCUUCAGCGGCCAGACCUGUGUGGGGUUGGGGACAGUCUCUCAUCUCUGAGCAACCUCAACCGAAGCCCAGGAGACAACAUCAUGUUUGCCCACAAGAGUCCCCCCAAUUCUCGGGCCAUUGAGAAUGGCUUGAGCGGUUGCAGCAAGUCCCCCAAGACUCCCUCAGGACUUAAAAGCACUGCCAGCAUUCGGGACAAGAUCUCCCAAUGGGAAGGUAAAACGGAGACCACCGGGGCAAACACCCAGACGACGGGACUGAAAGAGACUGAAGAUGGGAAGAAGAAGGUACAGCCGGAAGUACAAAGGAAAGACAGCAAGAGACUUUUCAACUGGGAGAGACAGAACGGUGGCAAAGAGAAUGGUAGCAAGUUUGGAGAACCUCUGCACACUUCUGAGGGACCUGUGAAAGAAAAAGAAUGGAUUUUGGACAAAUCGCCAUUGGGGAAAAUGACAGAAACUUGUCAGGACAAAAAGUCGGUGCUGACGCACAUUAAAAAACUUGAGCAAGCGAUGAAGGAGACUCCUUCCAAAUCAUCCUUGUCUAUGCCAGGCAAUUAUUUCUGCCCAGCUUCCAAAGAGGAGCAGGAAGAGGCAGAGAAGAGGGCUGCAGAACCGAUCUUCGGGACUCUAGAUGUGGUGAGAUCUGGCAGCCGUCGAAGUCGGGACCCUGAGAAUGUCUACAGCGAACCUGGAGCUCCUUCCAUUAACCCUUUACCAAAACCCCAAAGAACCUUUCAGCACCACACAAAGACAAACAACCCUGCGGACAACCACGGUUUUGUCAAGGGUAAACGAAAUCUUCCCCCUUUACCUUCCAUACCUCCCCCACCCCUUCCAUCCUGUCCUCCACCACCAGGGGUCUGUAGAAGACCAUCCGGACGAGCUCGGGACACUAAAAACAGGAAGUCCUACGAGUUUGAAGAUCUUCUACAGUCGUCAGCAGAAGGUUGUCGAGCAGAUCUCUACGAUCUAUCUAAGCUAGGCCUCACUCGCACUUUAUCAGAGGAGAACGUCUACGAGGAUAUCCUAGACCCUCCAUCGAAGGAGAACCCAUAUGAAGACAUAGAGUUGGAAAGCCGCUGUCUUGGGAGCAAGUAUCCCGUUCCUUCUUCCCCUUCCUCUCCCAUUUCUGACACUCCAUCCAAGCUCUCCUCCAAGCCUGGAUUCUUCAGGCAGAAUUCAGAGCGACGCAGUUUCAAGCUAUUGGAACUGCGUAAGACGGGCAGAGACGGCGGCAUCGCGUCCCCGUCCCGAGUCAGCCCUCCAUCAACACCCAGCAGCCCGGAUGACACCCCGUGCCUGUCAGGGGACCCCUACAACCGGCGGCGGAGAAAAAUUCCAAAGAUGGUGCAGAAAAUCAACGGCAUCUUUGAGGCCCGUAGGGGGAAGAAGAGGAUGAAAAGGGUCUCGCAGUCAACCGAGUCCAGUUCAGGAAGAGUAACAGACGACAACAGCGAGUCUGAAAGUGACACAGAGGAGAAACUAAAGGCUCACAGUCAGAGAUUAGUGUCGGUCCAGUCUAUGCUAAGGCAGACCGGUCGAUAUCGCACUCUGGAGCGAGACUUGAUGGAACUGCAGGAGAGGAAGUUGUUUGAGUACUUCCUGGUUGUGGCUCUUCAUAAGACCAAAGCCGGUGUGCCGUAUUUACCAGAAGUCACACAGCAGUUCCCUCUCAAGUUGGAACGAAGCUUUAAGUUUAUGCGAGAAGCUGAAGACCAGCUGAAAGUCAUUCCGCAAUUCUGUUUCCCUGACGCUAAAGACUGGGCACCUGUGGACAAUUUCCCCAGUGAGACUUUCUCGUUCGUCUUAACUGGAGAAGAUGGGAGCCGAAGAUUUGGCUACUGUCGACGCUUACUGCCCAGCGGUAAAGGGAGGCGUCUACCUGAAGUCUACUGCAUUGUGAGCAGAUUGGGCUGUUUUGAUCUGUUCUCUAAGAUCCUGGAUGAGGUAGAAAAGAGACGAGCAAUCUCUCCUGCGCUGGUCCAGCCUUUUAUGAGAGGAAUUAUGGAGGCUCCGUUCCCAGCGCCGGGCAGAACCAUCAGCAUUAAGAACUUUCUGCCGGGUUCAGGAACAGAGGUGAUAGAAUUAUGUCGGCCGUCAGAUUCCCGUCUGGAACAUGUGGAUUUCGAGUGUUUGUUUUCCUCUCUGAGCUUGCGUCUGCUUCUGCGGGUGUUUGCUUCUCUUCUUCUGGAGCGAAGGGUCAUCUUCACCGCAGAUAAACUCAGCACCCUGUCUAAAUGCUGCCAUGCCAUAGUGGCUUUGCUGUACCCGUUCACCUGGCAGCACACUUACAUCCCAGUCCUGCCACCUUCCAUGAUGGACAUCGUCUGUACGCCAACCCCCUUCAUUGUUGGGCUGCUGUCGAGCUCUCUGGUCCGUCUCAAAGAGCUCCCGCUAGAGGAGGUCCUGGUGGUUGACCUUGGCAACAGUCGUUUCCUGCGACAGAUGGAUGAUGAGGAUUCAAUUCUUCCUCAUAAACUCCAGGCUGCUCUAGAACACGUUCUAGAACGGAGGAAGGAACUGGCCUGUGACGUGGCAGAGAAUCCAAGCGAGCCCACUUCUCUGAGCAGCGUGGUGUCGGAGGCGUUCGUGCGUUUCUUCGUGGAGAUCGUGGGUCAUUACUCGCUCUUUAUGGGUGGCAGCGACCGUGAUGAGGAAUCCUCCGCUUCGUCUUCCUCCUCUCCAACUCCUUCGUCCUUCCAGCGUGAGGCUUUCCGUAAGGCCGUGUCCUCCAAGAGCCUGCGGAGAUUCCUGGAGGUCUUCAUGGAGACGCAGAUGUUUGCGGGAUUUGUGCAGGAAAGAGAAAUCCGGAGGCAGGGCCUGAAAGGUUUGUUUGAGAUGAGGGCUCAGGAUUACCUUGAUUCUCUGCCAGGCAGUGAGAACAGAGGCGUCAACAAGUUCCUCAAAGGUUUAGGACACAAGAUGAAAUUCCUGUCCAAAAAGUGAAAAGUGUGAAAAAUGUUAGACUCACUCUCACCAGAUCGUCUGACCAGCAGGACAGGCUACGGAGACCGGCAGAACCUGAGGACCAAAGUCAUGGAAACAACACUGUACAGAAACAAACCCAGUCCCUUCUAGUUCCCCAAACCACAAGGACCUUAAAGGACUUUACUGAAAGCACACAACAGAAGCGAUCAGGCCCUGUCGGUGAUUAUCUGUGUACAGUUCUCUCUCUCAUUUUAUACAUUUCAAACAUUUUUUAAGAGACAGUGUACAACUUCUUCUGAAACAGGAGGCUAUAAUUUAAUUUAUAUUCUUUCUAGAAAUAAUAAGACCUUUAUGACAUCCUCUGUAAAACUUUAUAUGUUUCCCUUAAAAUUAAAUAAAAUUGAAAAUGAUGUUGUUAGUCUAUUUAUCAUAGUAUAUUGCAGACUCAAGACCGUCGACCGCUUUGGGUUUCCGAGAAACACGCCACUGUGACUGAAUGAAGUUAUCUAGAAUCUUGGAACUGCAGGAUCGGAACUGUUCUAGAAUUAUCACGGAAAAGGUUCAGAACAAAGUUGCAGUUUGGAGAUGUUUUCUGUCUUAAGUACAUUUCAGGAACACCACUAGAGUUGAUUUGAACUUGAUUUUGUUUAAGUGUGCUUAAUAAACAGUUUUCUGUAUGAUUU
Molecule: messenger RNA, 4059 nt
Organism: Ctenopharyngodon idella (grass carp)
Lineage: Eukaryota; Metazoa; Chordata; Actinopteri; Cypriniformes; Xenocyprididae
Product: DENN domain-containing protein 2A
Exons: 20
Coding region: 317-3394 (1025 amino acids)
Biological process (GO): retrograde transport, endosome to Golgi
Cellular component (GO): actin cytoskeleton
Source: RefSeq, a predicted model, not a curated record